Molecule: messenger RNA, 2098 nt
Organism: Trichomycterus rosablanca
Lineage: Eukaryota; Metazoa; Chordata; Actinopteri; Siluriformes; Trichomycteridae
Exons: 2
Coding region: 53-2098 (681 amino acids)
Source: RefSeq, a predicted model, not a curated record
UCUUCACUGGAAGACUUUGUGAUAUCAGGGCUUAAGCAGACAUCAAGAAAAGAUGAAUUCCAAAAUUGCAAAGAAAAGUCAAAGCCUCACUACAGCUGAGGAGAUGAGAAACCAGACUAAGCUAGUAAUGCAGCCGUAUGCUAACUGGGAGGAAUACUUGGCUCCAGCUCCACUCUCCAUAGCCAUCCUGGGAGAGCUGGUCUUUAUCUCCUCUAAAGUAGAUUUCUCCAUCAACAAAAACCCACCGAAGAAUGGAUACCAGUACAUUAAAUAUCCAGAUUCAUUUCGGGCCUGUCUCAUGCAGGUGUGUAACUCUGGCUGGUGGGCUUUCAACGAGGCCCAUAAGAACAUGGACCAGAUUAGACUCAACACCCUUACAGUCCCAGAUUACAUGAAGACUGCUGUGAAGAUCCUGUUUCAAGGAAAUGAUGAGGUUGUUCAAGCCCACCUUCCUGAUCAGCUGGAAAGCAUCCGUCUUGUAGCUGAUGACUGUCUUGAUUUGGCUAAUGCAACAGAAAAGCGAUUCACUGAUGUCAUCAAUAUUAUCCAAGAACUGCUCGAAGCUUGUGUAAAUGCUGAGCACUUCUAUGGAGAGGAGAAGGAAGCAAUGAAGAAAAAAAUUGAGGAGGCAAAAUUGAGGAAAGCGUCAUCAGAAGAAGCUGUUGAAUGCUCUAAGAGGGCAGUUAAAGCCCUGGAAGAGGAACUACAAGAUACACGAGCUAAUUACAACAAAGUAAUGGAUUCCCUUCCCAGUGGAUGGCAAAUGAUGGCUAUGGAUUUUCAAAGAGCAAUGACUGAUAGUGUGUCUGCAAUAAUUACUGGAAUAACAACUGUAAUGUCAGACAACAUAAGUAAAGCCUCAACAAUAAUUGUUGACACAGUAACUCAGUUUGCACAAAAAGAAUCUGCCGAUUGUAUUGAUAAAAUUACCAUCUAUAGCAAAUCUACAGAAAUCCUAACGUGCACUAACAUUAUUCGGCAGUUUGUACAGGAGUAUACAAUUGACUGGAAAGACUUGUAUGACCAAAGACACAAAUCUACAAAAACAGACUUCAUAGAAGAGCAGUUUAAAAGAAUUAAAAGCGGUCUAGCAAAUAUCCCAGACUGUAAACCAAAGGAUCAAGCCCAGAAACUGUGUGAUGAUGGCAUUGAGAUCUGUCAAGAUCUAGCAAAGUAUGCACCAGAUGGAAAAUGUGAAGAAGCAGAAACAAUGGAUCUAAUAAACAGAAUCAGUAAGUUGUAUAAAUCUGCCUGUGUGUUUGACACCAAAAGCAAAAAUGUAACAAAGACCCCUGCCCUGACUCCCAAACCACCAAUGAUGUUUAAGCAAGAAAGUAAGUCUGAGAGAUUAGGGGCAUCCGACAAUACCAGGUUCCAAAUAGAGCAGAGUCGUGCUCAACUAAACAAGACACGAGAGACGUAUGACAAGAGUAUGGACACCAUGAAGAAGAAUCAGAAAGAGCUUACUGAAAUCCUGGUCACCAUGAGAAACUGUGAGGUUAAAGAGAUUGACUUUUACACCACCAUAAAAAUGCUGGUCAAAGGUAUGGAUGCUAUGGGUAGAGUAAAGGAGCAGUGGGAGAAGAUGGUGCGCUUCUUUCAGAUGGUGUCCAACAUUGUAAAAACCAGUCUAACCAGAACCCUGAAGGAUUUUGCCACCACAACUGAGAAAACACAAUCACUUUCCUAUGAUGCAAAGCUCUUUUCUAAAGACCUGCUCUACAAUCAAGCCUUUCAAGCCACCAACAUCGCCAGCCUCGUCCACAUGAUCUCCUCAACUUACACUGAGGUGUCCAAUAAGCACCUCAUGGAUAGAGUCAGUUCUCUAGGAAAACUUAUGGCCAUGGACAAAGAAAAGCCAGAGUUUGAGCAUGAGCGUGUAAAAUUACAGAUGUCCUGUGAUGAAGCUCAGAAGGCUAUCUUAGAUCUAGUGAUCAAGAACAAGAAGAAGUUUGAAAGGAAGACUGAUGCAAGACUGGAGAAGAUUGACAAAGAGUUGCUCGCCAUUCUUCCCUCUGCUUCUCCUCAAGAGAUGAUGAGCAUUCAAGCAGCUAUCGAAAGCGGAUUCACAGACGAAGAUGAAGAUCAAUAUGCUUAA